AUGCACUUCGCGGCAAAACAACGCACGCGCACGACACGCUCUGUCGAGCGUCUUCCAAAGAUGGCGGGCGUCCCAGAUCCGCUGGAAGAUAUGCUGUAUUCAGAAGUGGACGAAAAAGCCGUCAGCGACCUCGUGGGUUCGUUAGAGUCGGAGCUCGGCGGUCAGAAUAAAUCCCAGAGCGAGGCGCGGAGGUCGGGAGCACCCGAGAGCGGAAACAAUAACUUAGGAAAAGCCCAAGCCGCUCAAGCGGGAACCGCAUUGGAGGCGCGAGCGUCAGGACUGCACAGAGUGGAGGUAAAGCGGGAGAACGGCUCCGAGAGGACACCGAGCACCAACUCUGUCCCGGGCUCUUCCGCUCUGAACGCCGUGGGGGUGAUGGCUACCAACCGAGUUCAGCCAAACAUCACGUUAGUACCAAAGCCCGGUGUACCGGGACUCGCAACUUCUCCGAACUGUUCAAGUGACGCAGCAGUUGUAGCAUCAUCAUCACCCUCACCAUCAUCAUCAUCCUCCUCAUCAGCUACCGACACUCUCACUAACACAAAUCACAUAGCUUCAACUAUUCGCGCCGUUUCUUCCAGACCCCUGGCCGGAGAGAAUGGCAGCAGUGCCACUGUAGCUCUCGCCUCUGCCCCCGCUCCUGUAGCCGGAUUACAGACUGGUGUGAAUGGGGCUGUCAUUGGCUCUGGCUUAGGCACCGACAACAGCAACACAUCCACUUCCAAAGGCACUAACGGUACUUUUCUUGGUGCUUCUGUUCAGCCUAACCAUAUACUGUCCCAGCCUGUGAGUGUAUCAGCUACUCAGACGGUUCCUGCUGUUGCCCUGCAUCGACCUUCCAACAUCUCACCCAGUCCUAGUGACCCUAAACUUGCAGUGUCUGUGAGUGUCGCCCCUGUCCCAGCCUCUGCGCUGACCUUUUCCAAUGCGAGUCUGAUCAAGGCGAACCCCCAAACCCAGAUCAAAACUAUUGUCCCGAAUCAGCUUGCCGGUUCGACCGUAGCUGUGCGGCCUCCUAUAACUGGCACACCCGUGCAGUCGGAUGCGGUCAGUACCUCGCUCACGGUAGUGAGCACUCCGUCAGUGUUGGUGAAGCCAGAAGCAGGACUUUCCGGGCAGGCUGGGGGUAUGCUGAGACCCGCCACUCCAUCUCCAGCAGUGAGCGCCGCUCCCGUGCGACCCGGGGUUCCUGCGGCACCUGCUCUGAGGGCGGUGGUACCUCAGCUCACGGUCAGACCCCAGCAACAGACUACGAUUCAGUUACCGCCUGGAUUCACUAUACCGCCGGGAAUGGUGCUUGUUCGGACCGAAGCGGGCCAGCUGGUGCUGGUUCCUCAGCAGGUUCUGGCCCAGGCCAAGGCUCAGACUCAAACGAAAGGGACUCUGUCUCAGACGCCUGCGACGACCACCACCGGGGCCACCAUCCGAGUCACCACUCCUGUGCAGCAAUCGCCAGUGACGUCCCAAGCCAUCCGACCGAUUCCUCCUGCACAGGCUAAAGUGGUCCAGGCAGCCAGCCCUGCUAGUCCUGCACUACAGAAGACGCCAUUGGUGACAGCGAGCACCGCUCCGAAGCCCAGCGGCCCCACUGUGAUCACAACCGGAGCUCGUGUUCAAGCUCCGACUCAGACGAUCCUGAAGCCGUCACCCACUGUCCCGGCACCCGCUGCACCGACCCCGGGAAUCACCGGCCUCUCUCAGGAAAUGCAAGAGAAUGUGAAGAAGUGCAAGAAUUUCCUAGCAACGCUGAUCAAACUGGCAUCCCAUAAUUCCCCCUUGCCAGAAACUUCUAAGAACGUGAAGGCGCUGGUGCAGGACCUGCUGGAUGCCAAAAUCGAGCCCGAGGAAUUUACAGAUCGUCUGCAGACGGAGCUGAAGUCGUCUCCUCAGCCCUACCUCAUCCCCUUUCUGAAGAAAAGCCUGCCUGCUCUGCGGAUGACACUGUUGAACUCGCAGCAGUCUCUGACCCAGCUCGCUCAAACCACCUCCAGCCCACUGACUGUGAGCGCCAUCAAGGCUCCGCCCCCACGCUCGCUCGCUACCACGGUGCCGGCGGUCCGCCCCGCCGUCUCGCAGGACCAAGCUGCCCUGGUGGCUGUGAAGAGGACAGGAGUACAGACAGGUCCAGUUCGGAUGCCCAUGGUGAUCACCCAGUCCAUCCGGCCUCAAGGUGCUGUGGUGAGAGGGCCAGCGGUACAGGUGAGGGGUCCAGUGGGCAUCACCAUGCAGGCUUCAGCCAAUCAGAAACAGAAGCUGAAUGACCCAGGAGGUGGAACUUUCAGGGACGACGAUGACAUCAAUGACGUGGCGUCCAUGGCGGGCGUGAACCUGAAUGAAGAGAAUGCUCGUAUAUUAGCCACGGGCUCUGAGCUGGUGGGCACGCAGAUCCGCUCCUGCAAAGACGAGGCAUUCCUGCCGGCAAAUCUGCUCCACAAGCGCAUCCUCGAGAUCGCACGUGGUUUCGGUGUGAAUGAGGUGAUGGCAGACGUAGUGAGUUUGGUGUCCCAUGCCACCGAGGCCAGACUCCGCUCCACGCUGGAAAACGUGUCUGCUCUCGCACGGCACCGCACAGACCCCAGCAAGGAUGAAGAGCACCACGAGCAGACGUCGGAUGUGAGGGCGCAGCUGAAGUUCUUCGAGCAGCUGGAGAGGCUGGAGAAACAACGCAAAGACGACGAGGAGAGAGAGAUCCUGCUGAAAGUGGCCAAAAGUCGCUCCCGGCAAGAAGACCCUGAGCAGGCUCGGCUAAAGCAGAAAGCUAAAGAGAUGCAGCAGCAGGAACUGGCACAGAUGAGACAGCGUGACGCUAACCUCACUGCGCUCGCCGCUAUAGGGCCACGCAAAAAACGCAAGCUGGACUCUCCCGGUGCUUCUGGAGCAGAGGCAUCAGGAAGCUCCUCGGGCUCGGCCAGCGCCUCCUCGUCCUCCACUCGACAGGUGAGGCAGCGGAUCACGCGGGUCAACCUCAGGGACUUGAUCUUCUGCCUGGAGCAGGAGCGCUCCACGGCCCGCUCGCUGCUGCUCUACAAGGCUCUUCUCAAGUAGGACCUGGUCCAGGCUGGAACUGCGCCUCCAUUUCUCCUCUUCCUGUUCGCAGGAUGUGAACGGUGGUCCAUCUCCGCGCUCAAAACCCAACCUCCUCCUCCUUUUCCCGCCAUCGUUUGAUUUGCAAGGUCUUUUUCUUCCCAUGCCUCAUGCGUCUUUCUUUGUGCCUUCAGGCAAAGCUGGGACAUAAUCAGUGAGAUCCUGUCUUUGCUUUAAGAGGAAUGCAUGAGGUUUUUCAUGCUCCAAACACACCUAUAUAUUCAGGAAGUGAAUGAAAGCCAUGAAGAAAGAGAAAGUCGUGCAUAAAAGCAGCAUUUAUUUCCUGGUACCGUUUUAAUGCCGUCUGGGCGUUUGGUACAGGAGCCAGCAUAUAGGAGAAAAACUCAUUUUGACUUUCUUUUUUUGUGAAAUAUUUGAAUCUGUUUUGAUUUUACGUUCAAGGAUAACUUUCCCAUGGUGGUAUCAAGUGUGAUGGGACUCGCAGCUCAGUUUUUAACUUAAAUGCCUCAUUUGCAAUAUGGACACUGGAAGUGUGAAUGUAUAGUUUUUGGGGAUUUUUUUUUUUUUUUUUUUUUUUUUUUUAAACAGUCUAACAAAUUCUUAAAUAUUUUAAUAACUUAUGACUUUUAUACCUCCAGUACAUACAUGGUUUGUUUAGAUCUGGAUUUUGUUUCAGUAAAAUUAUGCAAAUGAAGGAUCCGUGCUGUCCUUCAUCAUGUGUCACAUGCCGUUUUGUAAUUCAGAGACAGUAUUUUCUCACGCUCCUGUGUGUGUGUGUGUGUGUGUGUGUGUGUGUGUGUGUGUGUGUGUGUGUGUGGUGGGAAGAAUGGGGAGGUGAUAGUUAAAUGUGCUGUGAAGAAUUAUGGUGUAGGAGGUGGCAUGAUGCCAUCUGUACAAAGAGAGCUGUCAUAAAUUCGCCCAAAAAAGAUGACGCAUGGAAAUGAUUUUUAUUUUUUUUCUUUCUUCCCCUUCAUGUUUUUCCUCAUCAAAUAAACAGUAGACUUAAAGAUCACGGCAUAGAAAUCGAUUAUGAUUUGAUCUCCUUUAAUCAGCCUUGCACUGGAAUUUAAAAAAAUCGUGUUAUUGAUCAAAUAUGAGUAAUAAGGCCAUGUAGAUAAGAAAAACAACACAUUUCUUUUGACUGCUUUUCAUUUCUUUUGGAGCAAUUUUAGAGUGUGGUUUUAAAGGCCCCCCCCUCCCCCCAGCAGGACAUGUAGUGGACAUGAAGUUUUUAUUAGCCUUGUCUUUGCCUUUCACGAACAGUACACCGUUAUGCAGACAUCGGUUCAGACGAACAUGGCCUCAAAUUCCUGCUCGGUCCUCGGCUGCGAGGCCGACUGCCGUAUCCCAUGAUGUACCUGCACACGACGGAGCUCAGACAAGCCCCAGCGGUUCUGGUGAGAGAGGGUCAGGGCUUUUGAUUAUUUGUAUGUUGUAUUGUCUACAAAGACCAUAUAUCUAUUGUAAACUCUAUAUUUUUUGGUAAAUUUAACGAUUUUUAAAUGUUUGGCUGGUUUGAAGAAAAAAAAAGUGUUCAUCUCUAUAAAAUUUGUACUAUUUUGUAAAAGAAUAAAGUUGAUAACUUACAUGUU
Molecule: messenger RNA, 4637 nt
Organism: Hemibagrus wyckioides
Lineage: Eukaryota; Metazoa; Chordata; Actinopteri; Siluriformes; Bagridae
Gene: taf4l
Product: transcription initiation factor TFIID subunit 4
Exons: 15
Coding region: 1-3045 (1014 amino acids)
Biological process (GO): transcription initiation at RNA polymerase II promoter; DNA-templated transcription
Cellular component (GO): transcription factor TFIID complex
Molecular function (GO): DNA binding; protein heterodimerization activity; RNA polymerase II general transcription initiation factor activity
Source: RefSeq, a predicted model, not a curated record